Messenger RNA from Platichthys flesus (European flounder), 2195 nucleotides. Its product is annotated as N-alpha-acetyltransferase 80. The transcript has 2 exons. The coding region runs from base 1 to 1068 and encodes 355 amino acids. Gene Ontology annotation, cellular component: cytoplasm. Gene Ontology annotation, molecular function: acetyl-CoA binding; N-acetyltransferase activity. The record is from RefSeq and is a predicted model, not a curated record. Gene Ontology annotation, biological process: protein acetylation. NCBI's taxonomy places the organism in Eukaryota, Metazoa, Chordata, Actinopteri, Pleuronectiformes, Pleuronectidae.
AUGUGGCCGAACGUGGCAGAUAAGAGAUUCAUACUGAUGAGGCCGAGUGAAGACGGCAUCAUUCUAUGGCUCCACAGCAAACGGAUCUGUAGGGGACAUCAGCUGAAUUGCAUUCUGACCACUCCAGCAGAUAUUCAGUACCUGAGCGAUGUAUUAAACCCUGAUCACCACAGGUCUGAACCCAUAACAUCGGCAAUUUCUGAAUCCCUGACCGGAGAGGAGCCGAACACUGACCUGCGGCCCGCCUCCAUAUCGGACUGUCAGACCCAGUAUGUUGAAGAAGAGAAAGUGAAGCCAAACGCUGACUCUGAACCACCGGGGAGGAUCCAUGCGGUCCCGAUCCACCAGCGUCCAGAUCUGCUGGUUCCCUGCGCCGACCUGGUGAACUCUGAGUGGCACAGGAGUCAGGCCGCCCGGGUUCACUCCCUCCAGAAGUCCUGUCCAGAGUUCCCCCUCUGCCUGGUUCUGCUGCAGGGCCGCUGGGAGUCGGAGCGGCUGCUGGGCCACGUCCGGCUGUCCCAGGUCGUGGGUCACUCCGGCAGCCUGUUCGUGGAGUCCGUGGUCGUGUCCAGGGCGGAGCGAGGGAAGGGCUACGGCCGGACUUUGAUGGAUGAGACAGAGCGCUACGCGAAAGGCCGAGGGUUCGAGCGCCUGUGCCUGACCACCCACGAUAAGCAGCACUUCUACGCUCACCUGGGUUACGUGCUGUCAACGCCGGUGCAGAACGCAGGCGGCAUGACAUCGUUCGUUCCCAUGGAGACGCUGCUGAGGUUCUCCCGGAUACAGAGCGACGAGGGGAGCACAAAGAAACAGACCCGGACAAUGGUGGACGCUCAAAUACCACAAGUGAACAGAGUCACUGAAGGAUCACCUCAGCCUCCUCCUCCCACUCUCCCUCCUCCACCUCCUCCUCCACCCUCCAUCCCACCGCCUCCCUCCAUCCCUCCACCACCUCCUCCUCCUCCUCCUCCUCCUCAGUCUGCAGGGCUCGUGGUUCAGACCUUGAACGAGACUCCCUACAGUGACGCCAAAGGAGUUCCCAUCUACUGGAUGCACAAAGACAUUUGAUGAACACACAAACGUAUAAACUCCACAGUGCCUACACCCACGUUAAUGUGCACAUAAACAUUAAGCACACACACCAUCCAUGGUCUCGCAGAUAAAAAGGAAACAAGUCCCAGAGGAAAUACAUCGUGAGGAAACCGUCAGAGACAGAAAUCAAAGACGUUGACAUUCAUCCACUCAUAUUAAACCGACAGACACACUCACAUUCAUGGCCACAUUCACACAGUCCAGGCUCGGUUAGAUCUGGUGGAAGUUCCCUCCAUGUUCAAAUGGACUCGACACAAAUGAUAUCGUGGUCUGCAACUGUCAAAACAAAACACAAGAUUUGAUAUUACAGUUCAAGAGGCUUGACUUUGGCUUUUCAUUAAAAAAAUUCUGCCUACAUUUUAAAACCUUCCAGUGCCUCUUGUGAAAUUUAGAAUUCAACUCUUUGCUCACUUAACUCCUUCACUUAAGGGUUUUACUGUUUUUGUUAAUUCAUGAAUACAAGAGUUUGAGACUGUUUUCACAUUCUUUGAGUCAGACACUGUGAGACUUGGAUGAACAGUAGGAACUAUAUAUCCUUUUAAAAGCCACUCACUGUCGCAUAAUGCAGCUAACACAGCUCAUGAGGAGGAAACUUUAAAUCUUCAGGACACAUGAGAUUGCUACUUCCCGUGAACACAUCUCUUUUUCAUUCAUCAGACUUGCAAAUUGAAAUGUAUUUGACGUUCACACAUGAUGUAUUUUUCAAUUGAGGAGAAGGGGUAGAUUUGAUUUUAAUCAUUUUUACCUGCUCAGUCGAAACAUUGAGAUAUUUUGAAAGUGUUUCUCGAAAGAGAUGGGCUCAAAAAUGUAAAAAUUGGUUUUCUCCCUGUGGGUAGUUGUUAAGCUAACUUGCACGCUGAGAAAUAUGUUCGUUGUUGAAUUCAAAUUAAUUAUUUCUAUCUUGAAACGAUCAUUGAACUGCUGCAUGCUGGGACAUCCUGUGACAUGUUGUUAUGCUCCACUCUGAGGUGGAAUGUGCCUUUUGAACUGCCAGAGAUCUAACGCCUUAUUUAAGUUUUUUAAGAUUUGUUAUAUUAUUAAACUGAGACAUUUUUUCCUAGGUGUAAAAAGAAUUUAAAUAAAUUUAAUGAAAUAUUUCUUGG